CAAGGUCGAGGAUGCGAUGACCGACGUCCGUAAGAGAAUAGUGAAGAAAUUGAUUUGAGUUGUGAUUUGACUAAGAGCUGCAAUCACCACUCUUGACUCACAAAACAUUUUUCUUCGCCCUUUUGGUCAAUAUUGCGAUGCGGACUAUCAGGUUACCUCGAAGAAGGCACAAAUCUGAUGAAUUCUCCUGUUACAGUGUCCGAGAUACUUGCUGCCGAGAUAAAAUUGCUUUCAGGAGUAAACUUCGAGCUGCUUUGCUUUCAUCCCUACAAGGCGGUACUGGCCAUAACAGAGGAUUUGAGGACGUACUUAAAGUCAGAAAAGGGACGCUCUCUCGUCACAUUUUUAGAUGGAACGGACAGACCGAUCAUAGGGCAAGAUCUCAAACCGAUGCAUGACGACGCUCAAUCUAUUGUCAACGAUGUGAUUGUAAGUGACAUACCGCUGUUAUAUACACCUGGGCAGAUUGGCUUGGCAGCAUUGAUAGUAGCAAAUGAAAACCAGAAAGGGAAAGAUAAUGUCCCACAGAUUGAUCUGAUGGGUUAUCUUUCGCAUCGAUUCGAACAAGGCGCAGACAUUCCUCGGAUGAGUUCAUUAUUGCAGGAAAUUGGAACAAAGCUACAGGAAUUGAAAGAAGGACAACAUGGUUGUGCAAACUACAAAGUAGAUAUGCAGAAACUAAAAGCUAUACACAAGAAACUGAAAAAAUGUAGGAUCUGGGGAGUGAAAGAGAAGAAAAAGAAGAAACGAAAGAAUGCCCCGGAACACGACGACGGUCCUGAAACAAAACGAGUCAAGUCAUCUCAACAGUAAAUGGAUGAUUUUUUAGAAGUUUAAUGUUUUGUUAUAGCUCGUGAAUUAGAAGAGGAUCUAUCAAAAUCAGAACCAUAACUUCUGAAGAGAAGAAUGCUUCUACUAGUAGUAGUCGCUCCGAAGGGAACAUGGAUGACUUGUUGCUCUUACUACUAGUAGUAAUACCAAUGCAAAUUCUCCUUUGGGAAUUUUUCCAGAAUACAAAUUAAGAAUGCAU
This is a messenger RNA of Pseudo-nitzschia multistriata, 1030 nucleotides long. The record is from the annotation of a GenBank genome assembly. Lineage: Eukaryota; Bacillariophyta; Bacillariophyceae; Bacillariales; Bacillariaceae.